This is a messenger RNA of Durotheca rogersii, 1806 nucleotides long. RefSeq names its product WD40 repeat-like protein. The record is from RefSeq and is a predicted model, not a curated record. The coding region runs from base 119 to 1711 and encodes 530 amino acids. Gene Ontology annotation, biological process: mRNA splicing, via spliceosome. Gene Ontology annotation, cellular component: catalytic step 2 spliceosome. Lineage: Eukaryota; Fungi; Ascomycota; Sordariomycetes; Xylariales; Xylariaceae. The transcript has a single exon. Gene Ontology annotation, molecular function: protein binding; mRNA binding.
CUAGACUUGAACUCCCAAACUUGGAUCCUCUCUUUUUCAUCGCUUUACCUCCAACACUCCGCCCACAACCUACCUCCCUUUUGACCCGCGGCCCCAACACAGCGCGAAGCCCACCACCAUGUCGGGUUUCGGGGAAUACCCGCCAAAUAUGGCGCCCCAAGACGCGCUCGUCGUGCGCGAACAGGCCGAACCCGACCACGCUGUCGUGCCAUAUACCGGCGAGGAUCUCGCGCGGCCUCGGCUGGGCCCGCUCAACCCAUAUAAGGACGAAACAAACCUGCUGAAGCGAAAGAAUGUGCUUACCGGCCAUGCCGAGGAGACUUUUGUUAGCGAACACACAUUCCGCAGCAAGCACCGCGCAAUCGAGCGCAAGGGCGGUCCCGAACGAGAGUACCAAUCGGGCGCUGAGGCCAAGGAGGAAGCUGCCAAGUUGAGGGCAUCGAGGCAAAGGAAGGGUGACGCGACGAUCGCCGACGGCGAUGGCGCCUACGUCGGACCGUGGGCCAAGUACAAGAAGGACGAAUACGAGGAGGUCGCGGAAGACGAGGAGCUGGCAAGCGACGAAGAGGUCGAGUACGUCUACGAGGACGAGGACGACGUGGUGGCAAGCGGCACCGUUAUUUCUGCGCCGGUUGGUGCCAUCGCGAGACGGAAAGAGGUCGAAGAGUUGGGAGACGAACAGACCGUAUUCCACGGCGAGCAGCAAUACGACUACCAAGGAAGAAGCUACAUGCACGUACCGCAGGAUCUCGAGGUCGACCUGCGGAAGGAAGUCGGCAGCGUCACCAAUUACAUCCCCAAGAAGCUAUUCCACACGUGGAAGAACCACGACAACAAGGCUGUCACGGGUCUGCGAUUCUUCCCACAUUCGGGACACCUACUCCUCUCAGCCGGUGCGGAUUCGACAAUAAAGAUCUGGGAUGUGUACCACAAGAGGGAGCUCCUGCGCAGCUAUCUGGGCCAUUCCAAGGCCGUAUCCGAUAUAUGCUUCAAUACCUCUGGCACCCAGUUCCUCUCGGCCUCGUACGAUCGCCAGAUGAAGCUGUGGGACACGGAAACCGGCACCUGCAUCAACAAGUUCACUACUGGAAAGACGCCUCACGUUAUAAAAUUCAACCCAUCUCCCGAGCAUUCGCACGAGUUCCUUGCCGGUAUGUCGGACAAGAAGAUUGUCCAGUUCGAUACGCGGACGCGGGAGCUCGUCCAGGAGUACGACCACCAUCUCAACGCCAUCAACACCAUCACCUUCGUCGACGACAACCGCCGAUUCAUGACGACAUCCGACGACAAGUCGCUGCGAGCGUGGGACUACAACAUCCCGGUUCCUAUCAAGUACAUCGCCGAGCCGUACAUGUACCCGAUGACGAGGGCGUGUCUGCACCCGUCGGGCAAGUACGUGGCGUACCAGUCGUCGGACAACCAGAUCGUGGUAUACGGAGCGAAUGACAAAUUCCGCCAGAACCGAAAGAAGAGCUACCGAGGCCACAACAACGCGGGCACGGCUAUCGACGUGGCGUGCAGUCCCGACGGCCAGUUCCUCGCGAGCGGUGACAGCGCCGGGUUCGUCUGCUUCUGGGACUGGAAGACGUGCAAGAUGUACCAUAAGCUGCAGGCGGGCGACCAGGCCAUCACAUGCGUGCAGUGGCAUCCGCAGGAGACGAGCAAGGUCGUCGCCGCCGGCUUGGACGGCAUCAUUCGGUAUUGGGAUUAGGGAACGGAAGCGAAGAAGCGGAGGGGGAAAGAAGGACGAGAUGGCUGGCCGGACGGCUCGAUCUGCAUUAACACGGCGUUUCGGGGAAAAGGGGU